UGUGCCCAGCAUAAAAUGUAAUAUCUUAAGAAUUUUUUUCAACUAGAGUGAGAGAAUCUCAUUGUUCACAUGUGUAGCCCUAAAUCUUGAACAAAAUUAAAUCAUCUUAGGACAAAUCACUUACGGUUUUUCUUCUUUUGAACAAAACAAUACAUAAGCUAGGCACAGUCAGACAUUAUGGUGUUACCCGUAAUCCCAGCUACUCAGGAAGCUGAACCCAAGGAUCCUAAGUUUGAUGUCAGCGUGGGCAGCUUAGCAACACCCUUUCUCAAAGUAACAAGGUCUGAGAGACAUAGCUCAAUGGUGCAGCUUGUGCCUGGCAUGCUCAAGCCUGGGUUGAAUCCCUCGCGUGGGGUGGGGGGCCAGAUUGUUCGUUGUGUAGUACUUGCUUAGAAUUGGAAUCUCUUCUUGUCACUACUUGUGCACAUUGCUCAUUCUCCACGCCGAGGCUCAUUUCACUCUGUGAUCAGGGACUUCAGAGGCAUAGGUCCUGGUAGUGCAGAUAUCUGUAUGUCAUUUCAGGGAUCGGUGACAUUCAGAGACGUAGCCAUAGACUUCUCCCAGGAGGAGUGGAGCUGGCUUCAGCCUACUCAGAGAGAUCUGUAUAGAUGUGUCAUGCUGGAGAAUUACCGCCAUCUGUCUUCCCUGGGUCUUUCCAUUUCUAAGCCAGAUGUGGUUUCCUUAUUGGAACAAGGGAAAGAGCCCUGGCUGGGAGAAGGAGACGUGAGCAGAGAUCUCCCUUCAGAGUCAGAGUCAAGUGGUGAGGUUCAAGAGGUUUCUCCAAAAGUCACUCAUGACGACUCCUCUCAGUGCUGGGUGGUGGGAGGAAUGCUCAGCCAGGGCCCCAGGUGUCCCAGCGUCACGGGAAGCUGGGGGUGCGCGGGUGGUGCUGGCAUGCUGCAGGGACAUCAGGGACGGGCCAGGAAAGUGGCGGGCCCUCACCAGGAAGCCCUGCCUCGACACCUGCGCAUCAGUGUGGUAGAAAGGCCCUACGGAUGCCACGAGUGCGGGAAAGCCUUCAGCCGGCGCUUUUCCCUUGUGUUACAUCAGAGGACGCACACGGGAGAGAAGCCCUAUGUGUGUAAGGACUGUGGCAAGACCUUCAGCCAGAUUUCAAACCUGGUGAAGCAUCAGAUGAUCCACACUGGAAAGAAACCCCACGAGUGUAAGGACUGCAGCAAGACCUUCAGCUACCUUUCCUUCCUGGUUGAACACCAGAGGACACACACUGGGGAGAAGCCUUACGGAUGUGCCGAGUGCGGAAAGGCCUUUAGCCGUGCCUCAAACCUCACCCGACAUCAGCGAAUCCACGUAGGAAAGAAACAGUAUGUUUGUAGGAAAUGUGGGAAAGCCUUUAGCAGUGGUUCUGAGCUCGUUCGCCAUCAGAUCACACACACUGCUGAGAAACCUUACGAGUGCACCGAAUGUGGGAAGGCAUUUCGGCGUUCCUCACACCUCACUCGACAUCACAGCGUCCAUACCACCAAAACCCCCUAUGAGUGUCCCGAGUGUAGGAAGGCGUUCCGCUGCCACUCCUUCCUCAUGAAACACCAGAGAGUCCACGCUGGAGACAAGCUGUACGAGUGUGACGAAUGUGGUAAAGUCUUCACUUGGCAUGCGUCCCUCAUGCAGCAUGUGAAAACCCACACUGGAGAGAAGCCCUAUGCCUGCGCCGAGUGUGACAAAGCCUUCAGCAGGAGCUUCUCCCUCAUCCUGCAUCAGGUGACUCACACCGGAGAGAAGCCGUAUGUCUGCAAAGUGUGCAGCAAGCCCUUCAGCUGGAGCUCAAACCUUGCUAAGCAUCAGAGAACACACCCACUAGACAGCCCCAAUGAUUAUGAGAAUUCAUGUGAUUACCACUCUUUUCUUUCUGAACACCAGUGA
Sciurus carolinensis (gray squirrel) is the source of this 1884-nucleotide messenger RNA. RefSeq names its product zinc finger protein 140 (gene Znf140). The record is from RefSeq and is a predicted model, not a curated record. Gene Ontology annotation, molecular function: DNA-binding transcription activator activity, RNA polymerase II-specific; RNA polymerase II cis-regulatory region sequence-specific DNA binding. Gene Ontology annotation, biological process: regulation of transcription by RNA polymerase II. Gene Ontology annotation, cellular component: nucleus. Bases 511 to 1884 code for a protein of 457 amino acids. Lineage: Eukaryota; Metazoa; Chordata; Mammalia; Rodentia; Sciuridae. The transcript has 3 exons.